Pogoniulus pusillus (Red-fronted tinkerbird) is the source of this 444-nucleotide messenger RNA. RefSeq names its product ribosomal protein S15a (gene RPS15A). Gene Ontology annotation, biological process: translation. Bases 10 to 402 code for a protein of 130 amino acids. Gene Ontology annotation, cellular component: ribosome; cytosolic small ribosomal subunit. Gene Ontology annotation, molecular function: structural constituent of ribosome. NCBI's taxonomy places the organism in Eukaryota, Metazoa, Chordata, Aves, Piciformes, Lybiidae. The record is from RefSeq and is a predicted model, not a curated record. The transcript is spliced from 5 exons.
GCCGGCACUAUGGUGCGCAUGAACGUUCUGGCCGAUGCUCUCAAGAGCAUCAACAACGCAGAGAAGCGUGGGAAACGCCAGGUGCUCAUCAGGCCCUGCUCCAAGGUCAUCGUCCGCUUCCUCACCGUCAUGAUGAAGCACGGUUACAUUGGGGAAUUUGAGAUAAUUGAUGAUCACAGAGCUGGGAAGAUUGUUGUCAAUCUCACAGGCAGACUCAACAAGUGUGGUGUCAUCAGUCCCAGAUUUGAUGUUCAGCUGAAGGAUUUGGAAAAGUGGCAGAACAACCUGCUGCCUUCACGUCAGUUUGGGUACAUUGUACUGACAACCUCAGCUGGCAUCAUGGACCACGAGGAGGCUAGGCGAAAACACACAGGAGGCAAAAUCCUGGGAUUCUUUUUCUAAAGCUUGUUAAAAAAGAGGAGACUAAUAAACGGCUCAGACGGA